GGUUGGUGUUAUAUAUAAAUAUACACUUUCUUUUCAAAUUAAACACAACAAAAAAUUAACAACUUCUUUCCUUUCUCUCAUCCUAUAGUUGUCUACCCUUAUUUCGCUUCAACCAUGAUCAAAGGUAGCGACGUGUAUGAUGUAGUGGCAGCCAUUGUGCCUCUCUAUGUGGCUUUGAUCUUAGCAUAUGGCUCUGUCCGUUGGUGGAAGAUCUUCACCCCAGAACAGUGCUCUGGCAUAAACCGUUUUGUGUCUGUUUUUGCGGUGCCCUUCCUCUGUUUUCGUUUCAUAUCCACCAAUGACCCUUACACCAUGAACUUCAGGUUCUUAGCCGCGGACUCUCUUCAAAAGGUUGUGAUUUUGGUUGCACUUGUUCUGUGGAACGCUUUCACAAAAUGGGGUAGCCUUGACUGGACAAUCACACUGUUCUCACUCUCCACUCUCCCCAACACGCUCAUCAUGGGGGUUCCUAUUCUCAAAGCCAUGUACGGAGACUUCACAGGCACCCUCAUGAUCCAAAUUGUGGUUUUUCAGAGUGUGAUUUGGUACACUCUCUUGCUGUUCAUGUUUGAAUAUAGAGCGGCUAAGCUACUCAUUAUGGAGAAUUUCCCUGAUACAGCAGCUUCUAUAUCCUCCUUUCGAGUUGAUUCACAUGUUGGUUCUCUGGGUGGUCGAGAGAUGCUGGAGACUAAUGCAGAAACCGGAGAACAUGGGAAUGUUCACGUGGUGGUGAGGAGCAUGUCACGUUCUGUGUCCUUUGCAUCAAACCUCACUGGGAUUGAGAUCUAUUCAGAGGAGUCGUCUAGAGAACCAAAGCUGGGAAGAUCAAAUUUUAGUGCCACAGAUUUGCACCCACAUGGUCUGAAAAGAGAGAGGAUGUCAAAAAUUCAUGACAAGAGUUUCUCGAGGAGCAAGAGCGUUGGUCAUAAUUUGGUUUCUCCGUAUCCGUUUCUGAAACCAACAGGGGACAAGGAGACAGACAGUAACAAGGGUUUGCACAUGUUUAUGUCAACUUCACCAACUUCUGAUCCUAAUGUGAGACAUGCUGCGAAUAAUAGAGUUGGAUCUUACGAGUUUGAGACCAUGGAAUCUUCAAACGGUGUUGAUUUUGCAAGGGAAACUGGUCCAUCCAAAGGUAAUUUUAUCUCACCAUAAUCACAUUUACACGUGCUGCAUGCACUCACAUAUUUUGUCUUCUGUCUUUUGUCCGUGAAUCCUGCAUAAAUGAGAUACAUAUAUGGGCAGUGACGUAUAUUUGACAACUUGACAACGCGAGCUGUCACUUUCUUAUUCGCUGUAAUUAUUUGAUUUUUUUUUAAUUCGAAAAUAUGAUUUGGAUUAGUUUUUCGAAAGUGCCCCUCUGUCCAGAAGAGAUCAUUCUCAGUGCUUGGCUUUUCAUUCUAAAAUUUCGCAUUUUUUCUUCUUCGCACUCUCGUUCUCUCUCAUUUGCGUCGUCGUUCUUGUCCUUGGAAUUGUCGUUGUCUCUGAUUGGCACUGUCAUUCUUCUCCUUCACAAUCUCGGUUUAUCUCCUUCCCAGUCUCGUUCUGUCUCGUUCUGUCUCAUUCGCCAACUUCUCUUCGUCUUCGAUUUCUGUUGAGUGGUU
This is a messenger RNA of Vigna radiata var. radiata (mung bean), 1604 nucleotides long. RefSeq names its product auxin efflux carrier component 2-like. The record is from RefSeq and is a predicted model, not a curated record. Lineage: Eukaryota; Viridiplantae; Streptophyta; Magnoliopsida; Fabales; Fabaceae. Gene Ontology annotation, cellular component: endoplasmic reticulum; plasma membrane. Bases 115 to 1155 code for a protein of 346 amino acids. Gene Ontology annotation, molecular function: auxin efflux transmembrane transporter activity. The transcript has a single exon. Gene Ontology annotation, biological process: auxin export across the plasma membrane; auxin polar transport.